This is a messenger RNA of Fukomys damarensis (Damara mole-rat), 1997 nucleotides long. It is a transcript of the gene Ppp2r2a, whose product is annotated as protein phosphatase 2 regulatory subunit Balpha. Gene Ontology annotation, molecular function: protein phosphatase regulator activity; protein binding. Gene Ontology annotation, cellular component: cytosol; protein phosphatase type 2A complex. The transcript has 11 exons. Lineage: Eukaryota; Metazoa; Chordata; Mammalia; Rodentia; Bathyergidae. Gene Ontology annotation, biological process: peptidyl-serine dephosphorylation. The record is from RefSeq and is a predicted model, not a curated record. The coding region runs from base 287 to 1576 and encodes 429 amino acids.
GGAGGAGGGAAUGAUAUUCAGUGGUGUUUUUCUCAGGUGAAAGGAGCAGUAGAUGAUGAUGUAGCAGAAGGAGGGUAUGGUUCCAUUCCAUUUUAUCCAAACAUGAUAACAGAUUAUCCAGGAACAAGUUAUAACGAAGGGAGACUGGUUCCAGAACACGUCUCUGGAAAUAACCUUACGGACCCUGACUCUCAUGGCAGCAUUGCAACCCUUCCAGGUACGGGAAUAAAGUCCUAGUCAGUGCCAAGUGUGAAGAGGGAGUUUGCUGGUGAAGAGAGAGGAAGAAAUGAUUGGGGCCUGCUCUCCAGGAGCAGCAGAUAUAAUUUCUACAGUAGAAUUUAAUCAUUCUGGAGAAUUACUAGCAACAGGAGAUAAAGGUGGUAGAGUUGUCAUCUUUCAGCAGGAGCAGGAGAACAAAAUCCAGUCUCAUAGCAGAGGAGAAUAUAAUGUUUACAGCACCUUCCAGAGCCAUGAACCAGAGUUUGACUACUUGAAAAGUUUAGAAAUAGAAGAAAAGAUCAACAAAAUUAGAUGGUUACCCCAGAAAAAUGCUGCUCAGUUUUUAUUGUCUACCAAUGAUAAAACAAUAAAAUUAUGGAAAAUUAGUGAAAGGGACAAAAGACCAGAAGGGUAUAACUUGAAAGAAGAGGAUGGAAGGUAUAGAGAUCCUACUACAGUUACUACACUACGAGUGCCAGUCUUCAGGCCCAUGGACCUAAUGGUAGAGGCCAGUCCACGAAGAAUAUUUGCCAAUGCUCAUACUUACCACAUCAACUCCAUUUCUAUCAAUAGUGAUUAUGAAACUUAUUUAUCUGCAGAUGAUUUGCGGAUUAAUCUUUGGCACCUGGAAAUUACAGACAGGAGUUUUAAUAUUGUGGAUAUCAAACCUGCCAACAUGGAAGAGCUCACAGAAGUGAUCACAGCCGCAGAAUUCCAUCCCAACAGCUGUAACACGUUUGUGUACAGCAGCAGUAAAGGAACCAUUCGGCUGUGUGACAUGAGGGCAUCAGCCCUCUGCGAUAGGCAUUCUAAACUGUUUGAAGAACCAGAAGACCCCAGUAACCGGUCUUUUUUUUCCGAAAUCAUCUCCUCUAUUUCUGAUGUAAAAUUCAGCCAUAGUGGUCGCUAUAUGAUGACUAGAGAUUAUUUGUCAGUCAAAAUUUGGGAUUUAAAUAUGGAAAACAGGCCUGUGGAAACAUACCAGGUGCAUGAAUACCUCAGAAGUAAACUUUGUUCGCUAUAUGAAAAUGACUGCAUAUUUGACAAAUUUGAAUGUUGUUGGAAUGGAUCUGACAGUGUUGUCAUGACUGGAUCUUACAAUAAUUUCUUCAGAAUGUUCGACAGGAACACAAAGCGAGAUAUAACCCUAGAAGCAUCACGAGAAAACAAUAAGCCUCGCACAGUUUUGAAGCCACGCAAAGUCUGUGCAAGCGGCAAGCGAAAGAAAGAUGAAAUAAGUGUUGACAGCCUAGAUUUCAACAAGAAAAUUCUUCAUACAGCCUGGCACCCCAAGGAAAAUAUCAUUGCUGUAGCUACUACAAACAAUCUGUAUAUAUUUCAAGACAAAGUGAAUUAGGGUUGGUAUUCCUAGCAGAAGAGCCCACUUCCUGCUUAGUUGAGAUAGUUGAAUCUAGCAUUUGUACCUAUAAAAGAGAGAGGUUCAUUGUGGCACCCCUUCCAGUGUUUGACAGUGUGCCAUUUGACAACACAUGUUUAUAGCUACGUGGAGAAGCUCUGUGGUUUCCUCACUGGUGUUCUCCAUGUCUGCUAGCCAUUUAGGUAAGGGUAGGGCACUUUUAAUUUAAAUGACUUCUUGCACCAUCUUGCCUAAUGGACUAGAUUGGACUGUGUCAACAUUGAUUUACUCCACUUAUGCCUUCCAUUGUGAUGACGUCAAACACAGUGAACGCCUUCAGUCAUGCUAUGGGAUUUAAUUGUGUAUCCUCAUUACUGUAUCAUUUGUGGGGUACACCCCUUCCCCCUUUUUUAAAAUUAAA